This is a messenger RNA of Annulohypoxylon maeteangense, 3204 nucleotides long. Its product is annotated as cytochrome P450. The record is from RefSeq and is a predicted model, not a curated record. Gene Ontology annotation, cellular component: cytosol. Lineage: Eukaryota; Fungi; Ascomycota; Sordariomycetes; Xylariales; Hypoxylaceae. The transcript has 8 exons. Gene Ontology annotation, molecular function: flavin adenine dinucleotide binding; FMN binding; iron ion binding. The coding region runs from base 1 to 3204 and encodes 1067 amino acids.
AUGUCCAACACAACACCUAUUCCAGAACCACCAGGGCUCCCAUUCCUCGGUCACGUCGCCGAACUUGACAGAGAACUUCCUUUACGUUCAUUCGUCGGGCUUGCCGAUAAGUAUGGCGAGAUAUACCGACUACGUCUUCCAGGACGAUCUGUAGUAUUCACAUCAAGCCACCGUCUUAUUGAUGAAGUUUGUGAUGAGAAAAGGUUCAAGAAGAUCCCGAAAGGUGCUCUUUACGAAAUUCGAAAUGGUGUUCAUGAUGGUUUAUUCACCGCCAAAGUAGAAGAGCCAAAUUGGGGCAUCGCCCAUCGAGUUCUCAUGCCCGCGUUUGGCCCCAUGUCGAUUCGGGGCAUGUUUGAUGAAAUGCAUGAGAUUGCAACCCAAUUAACUAUGAAAUGGGCUCGAUAUGGCCCUAGUCACCCAAUCGAAGUUACGGACGACUUCACUCGGCUUGCGCUUGAUACCCUCGCUCUUUGCUCGAUGGGCUAUCGUUUCAACAGCUACUAUACAUCAGAGAUGCAUCCUUUCCUCGCAGCCAUGGGUGACUUCCUCACCGAGUCAGGCAACAGGCCGAAUAGAACGAUGCCCUCUUGGUUCUAUCGAAAUGAAGACACCAAAUAUUGGAAAGACAUAGAAACCCUACGGAGGACGUCGGAUGAAGUUCUUCAAGAGCGUAAAAAGAACCCCUCCGAACGAAAAGAUUUGCUUAGUGCCAUGCUCAAGGGCGUGGAUCCGAAGACUGGAGAGCAUAUGACCGACGAGAGUAUCACCGACAACCUCAUUACGUUUCUCAUCGCAGGGCAUGAGACAACGUCUGGAUUACUUUCCUUCGCUUUCUACGAACUUCUCAGGCACCCCGAGGCCUAUCGCAAGGCUCAGGAGGAGGUCGACACGGUCAUUGGAAAAGGACCCAUCACAGUGGAGCAUAUGUCAAAGCUCCCCUAUAUUGCAGGCAUAAUGCGUGAGACCCUUAGAUUAGAUGCACCGAUUCCGCAGAUCGGAGUUACGUCUAAGGAGGACACUCUUCUUGCGGGCAAGUAUCCAGUAUACAAGGACGAGCUCGUGUCUUUGCUCCUUAAGAAGGCACAUUUAGACCCGGCUGUCUAUGGUGAUGAUGCACAAGAGUUCAAGCCGGAGCGUAUGCUGGAUGAACCAUUUAAUAAGCUCCCAAAGAACGCAUGGAAACCCUUUGGCAAUGGACUCCGAGCGUGUAUCGGUCGUCCAUUUGCUUGGCAGGAAGCGACAUUGGCUAUAGCCAUGCUUUUACAGAGCUUCAAUUUCGUGGCGGAUGAUCCGUCGUAUAGCUUAGCUCUGAAGCAGACGCUGACCAUCAAGCCUAAAGGCUUCCGUAUGAGAGCAACCAUCCGUGACGGACUGACACCCAGCCAACUCGAACAUCGUCUAGCUGGCAAGGAGUCACUAGCAGACUCCAUCAGCUCGCUCUCGGUCAAAGAUUCUGUUAAAUCUACCGGUGAGGGCGGUGGGAAGCCCAUCACAAUAUUGUACGGAAGCAACAGUGGUACUUGCGAGUCUUUCGCGCAAAGAGUAGCUAGCGACGCGUCGCGCUACGGAUUCACUGUUUCUAAGAUCGAUAUCUUAGAUACUGCGAAUGGAAACCUCCCAAAGGGACAACCGGUGAUCAUAGUCACUGCAUCUUACGAGGGGCAACCUCCAGACAACGCCGCCCAUUUCGUCUCAUGGGUUGAGAGUAUCAAGGACAAGAAGGCACUCGAGGGUGUACACUACACCGUUUUUGGUGUUGGUCACCACGACUGGGCCCAGACUUUUCACAGGAUACCCAAGUUAGUCGACCGCAAGCUUGAAGAAGCCGGUGCCACCCGAGUCGCGGAUAUGGGACUUACCGAUGUUGGAAAUGGCGAUGCAUUCACCGAUUUCGAAACAUGGGAGGAUGAAGUUCUCUGGCCGGCGUUUAAGAAACAAUACGGAACCUCUGAUGACACAUCCGAUCUAUCGCAAGCGGUCGGCCUUAAGGUGUCAAUCACGAGCCCGCGCACAUCUACCUUGAGACAGGACGUCCACGAAGGCCUGGUGGUUGAGAGUCGGACGUUGACAGCCGAAGGAGAACCUACUAAAAAGCAUAUCGAAAUUGUGCUCCCUAGCGACGAGACAUACCGAGCUGGAGACUAUCUCGCUGUGCUGCCCAUUAACCCCAAGCAGACAGUCGAGCGAGCCAUGCGCAGAUUUCAUCUUCCAUGGGAUGCGCAUAUUACCAUCGGCAGCGAUGGGAUGACUUCCCUCCCGACGAACACGUCGCUACCUGCUCAUAGUAUAUUCGGUGCUUACGUCGAACUAUCCCAACCUGCGACCAAGAGAAACAUUGGCGUUCUUGUCGAAGCUGCGAAGGAUGAGAGUGAGAAGGAAACUCUUAAGAAACUCGCAAGCGACUCCUACGAAGAUAUCUCAACCAAACGCACCUCGGUGCUAGACCUCCUAGAGAAGUACGAGUCGGUCGACCUACCUCUCGGCGCAUUCCUCGCAAUGCUUCCACCGAUGCGUGUACGACAAUACUCCAUCUCCUCCUCUCCCCUGUGGAACCCAUCCCACGUAACCCUCACCUUCUCCGUUCUCGACUCGCCCUCCAAAUCCGGACAGGGCCGCUACGUCGGCGUCGCAUCCUCAUACCUCGCCUCCCUCGCCGCAGGUGACAAACUACACAUCUCAGUGCGCCCCUCGCACGCAGCCUUCCACCUGCCCCAAGACGUCGAAAACACGCCCGUGAUCUGCGUUGGCGCCGGCACCGGCCUCGCCCCCUUCCGCGGCUUCAUCCAGGAACGCUCCGCCAUGGUCGCUGCCGGUCGCAAGCUUGCCCCCGCUAUGCUGUUCAUCGGCUGCCGUGCGCCCGGCAAAGAUGAUUUAUACGCGGAUGAAUUAGAAGCGUGGGAGAAGAGCGGUGCUGUCACCGUUCGUCGCGCGUAUAGCCGUGCUCCGGGCGAGAGUGGUGGCAGCAAAUACGUGCAGGACGCCUUGAAGGCGUCUGGGGAGGAGGUCACGAAGUUGUGGAAGGAUGGGGCGAAGCUUUUCAUUUGUGGCUCUAGGGCUGUUGGGGAGGGCGUCCGCGAUGCGAUUAUGGAGUUGAUGCAGAGUGAUGUUAAGGGUAGACUUGGGAAGGAGGUUGAUGGGGAAGAUGCGGCGAAGUGGUGGGAGGGGCUGCGGAAUACUCGGUACGCUACUGAUGUUUUUGAUUGA